ACAACACUGAUAACUUGUUAUUCUCAAAGGUUUCUGACUGUCAGUCGCUGUACAUGCUGUUUGGAAUAUGGUGGAAACAUACAAGACCAUGCUUCGAUCAACGAAUUUUAUACUGUUUUCUGCUGCACUAUGUAUUGUACAGACAGUUGGUUGCUGCAAAGAAACCCCCAUGGAAUUAAAUAAUCAAUCAAAUGUGUUAAAUAUAGCCAAAGUAGGAAGACAAUGGAAAAGAUCAUUGAGGAGUCCAUCACAGCCAAUUGAUUGCAUUGUUUCUUCCUGGUCUUCCUGGAGCACUUGUGAUCCUUGCCAGAGCAAGCAAUAUAGGUAUGCAAGACUUGAAGUACCAUCUCAGUUUGGUGGCGUACCAUGUGACUCUUUUGACAGACAAGAGAAACCCUGCAGAGGUGCCUGCAGAACAAGGAAUUUAUGUGAGGGUUUUGUGUGUGCUGAGACAGGUCGAUGCAUUCCUCGCAGAGUCCUUUGUAAUGAAGAUGAUGAUUGUGGAGAUAAUUCUGAUGAAAAAACUUGCAAUAGUGUUAGUAAUACAUGUUCCAGAGAAACUGAACAGUAUUGGGCUGUACAGCAUAUUGGAAGUGGAUACAAUAUUUUAAGUGAGACUCUAGAGGGAACUGUUUUAGACAACAGGUAUUAUGCAGGAAGUUGUGCACCAUAUUAUGUGAACAAUGUAAGAUUCAGAAAACCACACAAUUUGGAAUUCUACAGCCCUGAGACUGAAGGAAAAUUUGAACUAUCAUUGAGUGAGCAUGAAUCAUUUUCAAAUUUUUCACACAGUAGAUUUCAAUCUAAGAAUCAGAAGUUUGGUUUUAGUUUUGGAAUUAGCUUCCCAAAUGUUUUUGAAAUUGGAGUCAGUUACAAUAGUAACAAUUUCAAUAAAAUGAUGCGAAAGCUCCUCAAGAACUCUUCAUCAAAAAAGAAAAUGUUUCAUUCACAAUUCUCACUCCAAGUGGCUCGAUUUAAGAUCAAACCCAGGGGCCUCAUGCUCCACUAUGACUUUUUCCAAAGAAUAAAGCAGCUGCCAACAGUGUACAGUUAUGGAGAAUACAGGGACGUCUUUAAGGACUAUGGAACCCAUUACAUGAGUGAGGGUAUACUUGGCGGAACAUAUGAAUAUAUUUGGGCAGUUAACAAAGAGCAAAUGCAGAAAGACGGUUACACAUUGGAUGAUGCUAAAGACUGUGCAAAGGGAGGAUUUAAUGUAGGGGCAAACAUUAAAGGAGUCUAUGUUGCUGUUGACGUCAAUGCUGGAGCUUGCAGUGGGCUUCUGGACAUUAAAGGAGAGGGUAUUUCCAGAUCAAAAUACACCGAAGAUUUCAUAAUAUUCGUGAGAGGUGGAGCAAGUGAGCAUGUGACUGCUCUUGCUCACAAACAGCUUCCAACUGUAGAGCUGAUGCAGGAAUGGGGAGAUGCUGUUGAGUAUAAUCCAGAAAUAAUUAAAUUUAAGCCAGUACCUCUUUAUGAGCUAAUCACUUCAGAUACAUUUCAGAGUGCCAGUAGAAUCAAAGCCAACAUGAGGCGAGCCCUCGAGGAGUAUCUGAUGGAAUCCAGUUCCUGUCGAUGUGCUCCAUGUCAAAACAAUGGUGUUGCUGUUCUUAAAGGCACCCAGUGUUCAUGCAUAUGUCCUGCUGGUGCUCAUGGAGCUGCCUGUGAAAUUACAGCCAGGAAGGAUUUUUCAGUCGAUGGGAAGUGGAGUUGUUGGUCACCUUGGUCUGAAUGCAGAAAUAAACAAAGGAUAAGGACUCGACAGUGCAAUAAUCCCCCACCAGAGAACGAUGGCCAAGCAUGCAGAGGUGAUCAUCAAGACACAUUGUUAUGCUAAUGAUGAAACAAUGUUUUACUUUGACCUUCUUCACUACUUUGGAUUUUGGCUUCAAAAGUAUUUGAAUCAAAUAUAAAAUCUUGUUUCAGUUGAAGAAGAUGUGGCAAUUGUAAACGUAAUUUUAAAAUAUGGAUAAACAAUGACUAAUAAAAGGAAUCUGGGGUAGUAAACAUUAGUUAAAUAAAGUCAAUUCAUCUUUAAGACUAAA
Messenger RNA from Chiloscyllium plagiosum (whitespotted bambooshark), 2045 nucleotides. It is a transcript of the gene c8b, whose product is annotated as complement C8 beta chain. The record is from RefSeq and is a predicted model, not a curated record. Gene Ontology annotation, cellular component: membrane attack complex. Gene Ontology annotation, biological process: complement activation. Gene Ontology annotation, molecular function: protein binding. NCBI's taxonomy places the organism in Eukaryota, Metazoa, Chordata, Chondrichthyes, Orectolobiformes, Hemiscylliidae.